AUCAAAUGAACGCCACGUCUAUAACGUGCUGAGUGUAACUCGUUUGCCGGUUAGACAAAAGUGUUAAAUAACCAUAAGGUUCAAGAAAUUUUUAUGAAACAUAAUGAUCAAAGGGAAUAUAAAUAUGUUAAUACGAAAUAUCGGAUUGCUUUUUGGAUUACUUGUUCUAUCUUCUGUCACGGGUAACACCAUUGAUCAUGAUCUAACUUUUAAAAGCGUGGAAAAACAUAUCGAUUUACAAUCACAAUUAACAAAAAUUACUGCCAGAAUUAUAUUAGAAAAUGGAAGCCAAGAUCGUCAUGUACGAAAUUUUCUUUUCUCAUUGGAACCGAAGCAAAAACACAGUCUCAGUUACAUAGCAGCUUACAAAGAGCCUGUACGAGUUGAAUUGAAGUUAGUCGAAACGAAAAUAGCGGCGCAUCCAGAUAAGACUUUUUAUCAAGUUGAAUUAAAGGAUCCUCUUUCUCCUGGGAGGACUGUGUCUGUAGAAAUAGAAUGGACAUUAACACAUGAGCUUGUGCCUCAUCCGAAGGAGAUCACACAGAAGGAAAAGCAGUUAGUGAAAUAUAUAGGAAAUAUUUAUCUUUAUUCACCAUAUAGUAUAACAAAACAAACAACCACUGUAUCUUUACCAUCACGUAACAUUGAAAGUUACACUAAAUUUAAGCCAGUCUCACAAAGUGAUUCAGUUAUUACAUACGGCCCGUAUGAGAAGCUUCCGCCAUUUGCUUAUGAGGAACUAAACAUUCAUUUUGAAAACAACAAUAAAUUCCUCACUGUUACUAGACUUGAAAGAAGUAUUGAAAUAUCACAUUGGGGCAACAUCGCAGUAGAAGAACAUAUUGAUUUAUUACAUACUGGUGCAUUAUUAAAAGGUUCAUUUUCACGUUAUGAAUUUGCUAGAGAGUCAAAGUCAGGACAAGCCAGUAUUCAAAGUUUUGAUACUGUUUUACCUGCUGCUGCAUCCGAUAUUUAUUAUAGAGAUGAAAUUGGAAAUAUUUCAACAUCACAUACCCGUAUCAAGAAAGAUUCGGUAGAAUUAAAUUUACGCCCAAGAUUUCCACUUUUUGGUGGUUGGAAAACUAAAUAUAUAGUAGGAUAUAAUGUUCCUAGUUAUGAAUAUUUAUUUCACUCUGGUGAUCAAUACACAUUAGAAAUGAGAUUAUUGGACCACGUAUUCGAUGACAUGGUAGUAGAUGAAUUAAUUGUAAAAAUUAUUUUACCAGAGGGUUCAACAAAUAUUGAAUUGAACCUUCCAUAUUCUGCAAUAUCUUUACCAGAUUCACGUCAUUAUACAUACUUAGAUGUUACUGGUCGUCCAGUAAUUUCUAUUACAAAGAAAAAUUUGGUUGAAAAUCAUAUUCAAAAUUUCAAACUGAAAUACAAGUUCCCACGUAUAUUAAUGUUGCAAGAACCAUUACUCAUAGCAGCAGCAUUAUACUUGUUAUUCUUAUUAGUGAUUACAUGUGUCAGACUUGAUUUUUCGAUUGAUAAAGAUGAAAUUUCAGAAAGUAAAUUACGAAUUGCUGGACAGUGUGAAAAAAUUUUAGCUGCACAAGAUCGUAGAGUAACUUCUUAUAAUGAAUUGGAUGAUCAGUUGGCAUAUUUAAAAGCAAAUAAGGAUGCUAAUGCAUUUUUAUCUGUUGUGAAAAGCAUUAAUCAAGAAUAUAAGAGUGCAACAAGCACUAUUGCUGAAAUUGCACAACGGUUGAAAGGAGAAUCUGGAGACAUAUAUGAUCGUGUUCAAGAAUUACAAAAAUAUGAUAGAACAUUGAAAGAAUUGUACAAUCAACAACAAGCAUUAUAUGUCGACAAAUUGGUACCGGGUAAAAUCGGUCGUCAACAAUUUGUAGAAGCUGAAGCAGUCCUUACUAAAAAGAAAGAAGAAUGUGUUGAGAAAAUAAAUUCCAUUGUAAAAUCUUUACAGUAAUGAAAUUUUUGCUUACACUUAAAGACUUAAUAAAAAAAUAGUUUAAACAAUAAUUUUAAAAUGUUUAAAUAUUAAGUUAGAAAACCCUACCUAUGUAAUAAGUUAAGAUUUGUAAUAAAUAAUUGAUUUAUAAUAAAGAAAU
Messenger RNA from Megachile rotundata (alfalfa leafcutting bee), 2072 nucleotides. RefSeq names its product ribophorin I. Gene Ontology annotation, cellular component: oligosaccharyltransferase complex; membrane. The record is from RefSeq and is a predicted model, not a curated record. Lineage: Eukaryota; Metazoa; Arthropoda; Insecta; Hymenoptera; Megachilidae.